CCGGUGAGGAAGACGUCAUUGCCUCCGCUGCGAAAACACAAGAUGGCCGACAUGAGGAUGCAGAGGCGAUCUGGGGUGGUGUUAUUUUUUGGUUUAUUCGCUGUUUUCUGCUUGGGCAGUUGUAGCGACCAGGUUCCUGUAGUAAUAUGGUCCAGUCAAGGGUCGGUGCUGCAGUCCCAGACUGCUCCAGUAGCUGGUCACAUUGUGUCCAGCUCUCAGCUUGUCUCCUACUUGAGCUCUGCUCUCACCAGUAGCCCCCAUAAUGUGCUGCUGUUUCUGCAAGACAAGCUCAGUGUAGAUGACUUCACCAUGCAUGGAGGUGUUUUUGGAAAUAAACAAGACAAUGCCUUUCCCAAUCUGGAAUCUGCCUUGGAGUCUGCCCCUUCCUCCUUAGUGCUGCCAGCAGUGGACUGGCAUGCUUCAAGUGCAGUGCCCGCUUUGCUGCAGGAGAAACUGGGCAUCAGCCCUCUGUACCUGGACCCUAACACACUGAGCCAGCUUCGACUCAAUGACUCCAUUUCCUCUCUGCUGGUCAUUCGUCUGCCCUACAGCACUGGGACUGAUUUGAUGUCUCCAAAGGAGGUUCUGAGUGGCAAUGAUGAAGUGAUUGGCCAGGUGCUGAAUGUCAUGAAGACACAGGCAGUUCCCUACACUGCAGUCUACACCGCACUCAGACCUUCAAGGGUGAUCCGUGAGGUGUCCCUGGCUGUGGAGUCUCUGGGCCGCUCCCUGCUGCAGGCCCCUGCCAAGGCUGAGACUCCCUAUCCUCCUGUGAUGUUCAAUGGGAGCUCAGGGCCUUGCAUUCUUCUCUGGGCAAAGAAUAUCACCUUGAGCUGGGAGAGGUCCCGGGACCAGUGGGUCCGUUUGGACCUAGGCCCUAUGACCUUUGGCGCCUCUGCAAAUGUCUCUUUGAGUGACUCCUCUUGUAACCAGACAAAUUCUAGACUUGUUCUCCAUUAUGGAAAUAUUCAGGAUCUGCAGAACUUCAGAGUAGUGUUUAUGAUGAGCAGCAAGAAAUAUCCAGUUUCUGCACGUGAGUGGUUCACUCUGGAUCGCCUUGAAAUUGAGUCCAGUGGGCAGAAGGCAACCUUCAACGCCAGCAGGAACAUCUAUGCUCCAAGAAACUACUCCUUCCAUUGUGCAACCGUCACUAGCUUCCGUGACCCACUGCUUGUCCCCAGCAGUGACAGUGCUUCCAAGUGGAGAGUCUCCUUCUCGGAUUUCCAGAUCCAAGGCUUUAAUGUGGUGGGACCUAACUUCUCCUACGCCAGUGAUUGUGCCAGCUUCUUCACCCCAGGCAUCUGGAUGGGUCUUCUCACCAGCUUACUGUUGGUGCUGAUACUCACCUACGGGCUUCACAUGAUCAUGCAGCUCAAGACAAUGGACCGCUUUGAUGACCCCAAGGGCCCCUCCAUCUCUGUACCCCAAAAUGAGUAACCCCUUUGAUAUAGGUGUUGGCUACGCAACAACUGGCUGCCCUGUCUAUGACAUCUCCUAGCUCCUUUCCCUGCCUUCGGUAGGAAAAGGAUAAAGUGUAAAAUCAAUUCAGUUCUCCGCCAUUUUUAAUCUUUAUUUUCCAUAAGGAAUUUCUAGAUCCCUUAUUAGAGACAUUUCACCCCCACUGUACCACUAUGUUCUUCACAAAGCCCCAACAGAGUAGCUGUGCAAACACCAUGACACUCUUAGUGUGUCGUCUCAAAAUUUGACAGCAGGGGCAGAUGGCCAUGGAGACUGAUUUUCUCAUAAGAUUAAAAGAUCAAAUUCCAUCCAUGGCACAGGACGUGUAUGGAAAGAUUUCCUCUAAAGAUACAUGGAUUUAUGUUUCACACUUGUUAAAUUGUCUUUAAGUGUUUGUAAUUCAUAUAGUUGUUUGUUAAUGAUUGGUUUAUUUGACAAAAUAUUUUAUUUGGUCCAAAAGCAUUAUAUUUUGUUUUAUUUAUAGUGUCUUCUAAUAUGUAGAUUUUAUGUGCCCUAAUUCUUCUAAGUAUCAUUGAGGACAAUUCUUUACCACAGUCCAUUGUUAGUCUUGCAUUGCACUGUCAACCUGCAAAAAACUAUUUUGAGGAGUUUUUAAUAAAUUCUGGCUCAUAGGAAGAACAAAGGAUGUGUUAUAUACUUUUUAUUAAUUAAGAAUAAAUUAAGAAAGGAAGAUUUGGAGAUGUUACUCACAGGUUAAACUGCAGACCAAAUGUUGACUUGUUUGUCAGGGCCUUACAACGGGAUAGUCAUAGCAUGAAGAUGUCUAUAAUCAAACCUGGAGUUUUAGUAAAAUACCUUUUAUAACUAAAGAGAAGGUGUAAACACCAAGGGAGGGCAAACCUCAGUACUUUUCAGUUUGUCCAUCAGUGACAGGAGUCCAAAUCGGUACAAGUGUUGAUUGCAGAUAUCAUCAUUGUGUUUUUUAAAGAAAUUAAAAAGAAAUGUUCCUGGCUUCACUUUUUUUAAUCUUACCCAUAUGAUUUUUCACAUUCAGAAAUAUACAUUGUUUACCUACUGUACUAAAAAAUACAGAAAAGUUCACAAGAGCUCUGAAUGUUUGAUGUCAUAGUGAUUUACUUUUAGUUCAUCACUCUUAAGGACCAAUGUGUUUAUAGAAUUUUAGAAUUGCAUCUAUUAUUUGUUGUCUUUCACUGAAGGUUAACAUUUUGUAUCCCAAUUAACAUAUUGCACUGUGUUAGCUUAUUAGGAUGUCUUUCUUUAUAAAAGGUUUGUCCUGGUUUGAAUAUUGUUAAGUCAAUUCUGUUAUAAUUAAUUUGAAAGAUCAGAGGGUAUACCUUCCAUAAUUAAAAAAAAUAUCUUUCCAGUCAGCAACCUUUAGCUUUUGUGAUUGUAAUUCUGCUGUAUUCUGGAGUUGACUUUGUUUUUCACAUAUGAAACCCAGAACACCUGUGAUAGUAAAUGUGUUCAUUUUGAUGUUUCAGCUCAAUUUCAGUUUGCUUGCAGCAGAGCUCAGCAGAGUAAUGGAAUUGAUCCUGAAACAAAGGUAUUGUCGAAAGAAAAAAAUAGGUGGUAUAAUGCAGGUGUUCCAAACCCUUAUCUAGUAGGAUUGCAAGGCUUUCCAAGUUUUAUCCAGUUUAGAUUUCAGUUACCCUGGUGAUGCUGGUGUUGGAAAAAUGUGGCAAAAGUAACAUUUUUGCAGUUGAUUGAUGAUAUUUUCCUAGAUCAGAAUUAGAGACUGCAUGUCACAAAAGAUUCAGAAAAGUGGGGCAUUCCUGACAUUCACUGCAUAGACUGAAACAACGUAAGGGAGUUCAGUAUUUUUCAAAAUCUAUAUACUAUACUUAGAACUGAAAAUGUGUUGCAUUCUUAAUGCCUCUUAGUAUAUGUAUAUUUUGCUUGUCAGUCAUAGGUGAAAGAAUAUAAACAUGACAUGUCAUUGUAAAUGACAUAAUGUUUGUGCUAGGCUAUUUAUUCUCCUAAUUAAAAAUUAACAAGGGGCUUGUGCUUGUGUGUUGAAGUCAGACUAUUCUACUUGAAGUGAAGACGAACAUGUUUUUGUUGGGGAAAUGGAGAAAUAAAUCCAGUGGGAAAUUUGAAAAUGUAUUAACUUAUUUCAAGGUUAAUAUAAAUCUUUGUGUCUAGUUAAAAAUGUUUCUUAAAUAAUCCACAAUACAUUAAAGACUUAGGUGGUAUCUUAUAGCUGACGUUUGCUUUAACUGGUAUGUCUGGCUAAAAGCUUGCUGACACUCUAUAUUGGAUAAAGCUGUUAGAAAGAACUUCAGUAAAUGCAUAGUCCAGAUAAAAACUGAGGCAAUAUUAUGUGGUAUCCUUCCUUGAAUCACCUUAUUUCUAAGAUAGUUAUUCCCUCAUUGUGUUUCAUCUCGUUUAAAAGCAAAUGAAGAUGUCCAUACUCUUUUGUGUAGAUGUUUAGUCAAGAGAGCCUGUGCUAUAAAUUAUAUACUGUAGGCAGAUUUGAGAAAUAUUUGUAUAUAUGAAGAAAUGCAAAAUGGCGUACAAGUGUGCGUUACAUGGUUUAUAUUUAUUUGUGAAGUUCCUUUAUCUUUACAGGUUUUUUUUUUGUUUUGGGUGAAUUUUCCUGUGAUUUUUUUAUUUCCAAAAAGCCUUUCCAGAUCUGAAUAUUGCAGAAUCUUAUGCAGUCUAAAAAGUAUGUACCAAAUUGCUUAUUCCUUCACAUCUGAGAUUUUCCAUAUACAGUAUAUAGCAGAACGUCAGUGAUUUGGAGCCAGCCACGUGGAACAAUUAAAAACACACUGACCCAAUAAAGUAUAUGCAAACUAGAGGUAAUUUUUGUGCUGACUGCCAAGCUUAGAAUUUACAUUGUAAUACAGUAUGUUAAAUAUCGCUCUUUAAAUUGACUAACAGCCUGAAGUAAUCUAUGUUCUGAAUUGCUUUAAGAGAAAAAAAGGAAUAAUGUAUUAAUAUUAAUAUUGAUAAUGAAAAAAAUUAAAUGAAUUUAAUUGCUCUUGAUUUUUCAGAUAUUAAAGAUAUUUCCAACUUACCAUUAUAACUUAAUUCAAAACAUUAUUAUAAAACAAGACUGUGUUCUUCUGUUUGCAGAUUAUAAAAGGAUAAUGUAAUUACCUCUAGCGGUAUGUAUAACAAUCUGCAGAAAAAAAUAGUGUAACAGACCCUGAUCAAAUCAAGAAAGUGUUUGAUUUACAUUGUGCCUUUUGUGCAUUAACCACAAAUUACUUAAAUGUGAAGGAAGAACAAUUUAACUGCAUAUACUGUACUUGUAGUAUAAAGGAUGGAAAGACUUAAUGUUGAGUGGGGUUUCCUGCCUUUGUAAAUGCGCUAAAUCUGUUGUGAACGUUGUGAGGAAAACGUAAAUAAAAUGUGUGAAGUCUGAAAA
Molecule: messenger RNA, 4813 nt
Organism: Lepisosteus oculatus (spotted gar)
Lineage: Eukaryota; Metazoa; Chordata; Actinopteri; Semionotiformes; Lepisosteidae
Gene: atp6ap1a
Product: ATPase H+ transporting accessory protein 1a
Source: RefSeq, a predicted model, not a curated record